Molecule: messenger RNA, 3289 nt
Organism: Echinops telfairi (small Madagascar hedgehog)
Lineage: Eukaryota; Metazoa; Chordata; Mammalia; Afrosoricida; Tenrecidae
Gene: TMEM200A
Product: transmembrane protein 200A
Exons: 2
Coding region: 110-1585 (491 amino acids)
Source: RefSeq, a predicted model, not a curated record
UCACUCGUCCCCAGAGACGCCCCAGGUCCCAGCAGCGAGCGGAGUGAGAGCCCAGAGAGGCGACCGACCCCCGAGGCUGCGCGCUUCGGACAGCACCAAAGACCGAGCGAUGAUAGCCACAGGAGGUGUCAUAACCGGCCUGGCCGCCUUGAAGAGGCAGGACUCCGCCCGAUCGCAGCAUCAUGUCAACCUCAGCCCCUCGCCUGCUGCCAGGGAGAAGAAACCGGGGCGGCGGAGGCCCCGAGCAGAUGUGGUGGUGGUUCGUGGCAAAAUCCGGCUUUAUUCCCCAUCGGGUUUUUUCCUCAUUUUAGGAGUCCUUAUAUCCAUUAUAGGCAUUGCAAUGGCCGUCCUUGGCUAUUGGCCCCAAAAAGAACAUUUUAUAGAUGCAGAGACGACACUGUCCACAAAUGAAACUCAGGUGAUUCGAAACCAAGGUGGUGUGGUGGUGCGCUUCUUUGAGCAGCACUUGCAUUCUGACAAGAUGAAAAUGCUCGGUCCUUUCACCAUGGGGAUUGGGAUCUUCAUUUUCAUUUGUGCGAAUGCCAUUCUUCAUGAAAACCGCGACAAAGAAACCAAAAUCAUCCACAUGCGGGAUAUCUAUUCCACCGUCAUAGACAUCCACACCCUGAAGGUCAAGGAGCAGAAGCACAUGAACGGCAUGUUCCCUGGUCGGGUGGGAGAGGUGGAAGUAAGACAGAAUGGGAGUCCCUGUGCCUCGAGGUUGGCCGCCAGUACCAUUCCCUCUUUCUCGGGUGUGCGGGGCAGUUUCCGAGUGGACAGCUCUGUGGAGGAGGAUGAACUGACUUUAACUGAAAGUAAGGGGUUGGGCCAUCUUAUGCCACCUUUGCUUUCGGACAGCGCGGUCUCGGUCUUCGGCCUCUAUCCGCCUCCUUCCAGAGCAACCGACGAGAAGACCAGCGCUCCUAAGAAGUGUGAAACCAAGUCCAUCGUGUCCUCGUCCAUCAGUGCUUUUACGCUGCCUGUCAUCAAGCUUAAUAACUGCGUGAUUGAUGAGCCCGGUAUAGACAACAUCACUGAGGACGCCGAGCACCUCAAAAGCAGGUCAAGGAACUUGUCAGUGGAGUCCCUGGUUGUUCCUUCACCGAACACCCCUUCGUCCUUCCAGCCAGUCAGUGAGAUGCUCCCAAGGAACAAUUCCAUUGGCGAGUCCCUGUGCAGUCAGUACAAGUCCUCCAUGACCCUCGGGCCUGGGACCAGGCAGCUCUUAUCCCCAGGGGCUGCUAGAAGGCAGUUUGGGUCCAACACAUCCUUGCAUUUACUCUCGUCGCACUCCAAAUCCUUAGACUUAGACCGGGGUCCCUCCACUCUCACUGUUGAGGCCGAGCAGCGGAAGCAUCCGAGUUGGCCGCGCUUGGAUCGCAGCAACAGCAAAGGCUAUAUGAGACUAGAGAACAAAGAAGAUCCGAUGGACAGGCUGCUCGUGCCCCAGGCUGCCAUCAAAAAAGACUUCACCAAGAAGGAGAGGCUCCUUAUGAUUUCAAGAUCACACAAUAAUUUGAGUUUUGAACAUGAUGAAUUUUUGAGUAACAACCUAAAGCGGGGAACUUCAGAAACAAGGUUUUGAUGUUUAAAAAAAGUCAUUUUACAAGGCUAUAUAUUUUAAAACUAUUUCCACUGGUGUUUCUUUGUUAGAAUAUUAUUUGUAAGCCCUUUGGAUCAAAUGAUUGGUGUAGACCUGGCUGUUUAAUUCGAUAAUGAAGACGGUUGGUUGCAUGUUGGAGUCACUUAGAGAACUGUAAUCCUCUGUUAGCCCAGACGGUUUUUGCUUCUCUUCCUUUGGAAGCAUGACCCCUUUAUUAAAUGCAAUGGCAAAACACUUGAGUCUAAAUUAAAACAUUUUUUUCUCAUUACUUUUAAAUUCUUUCAGUGAUUGCCAUCGGCAUGGAAUAAAGCAUCCAUUAUGGAAAAGGUAAGGUACCAAAGAAUGAACUAGAAGCACUAAAUUCAAAUUCAGGCAAAAAACUUAGCCUGUAUUUAUAAGUGUGAGUACAACUCCUAGACAUUUCUGAAAAACAGCUUAUGUAUAAAAUCGACUAAAUUAUUUUAAAGGAAGAAAAUCUGGUUUUCGUGCGGGCUAAUUAAAUAGCGUGGAUCACUCAUGGGUUUUGUUCAGUGUGAACUGAAAAUAUGUGCUGGUUAAUUUUUUGUGAUUUCUACCUAGAGCACUAGAUACUAUGUUUACAGCAUCAACUAUGAUUUAAUACUUUACCAUCAAGCCAAUUCCAACCUGAAUGACCCUAGUGGACAGAGUAGAACUGCCCCCAGGAUCCACAAGGCUGUGAAUUUUUAUGGAAGGAGCUGCCGCCACUUUCUCCCCACGGGUGAAGUCAGACGACUGGCCUUUUGGUUAGCAGCCACGCAAGUGUUUCGUCACUCCUUAUGCCACCCGGCCUCUCCCAGCUGCGUUUUAUUAAGAAACCAUGUUUGUGAGAGCCGUGGGCGAGAAUGUCAGAUAUUCUUAGGGAUAGAUAUCAAAAUGAUACUAGCUGUACCUGAGAUGUUCAGAAUCAAAAUUUCUUUGAAAACUGAUUAUAAAGUGAAUAAACCAAUAUAGUUUUUAGAAAUGUUACUAUGAUGAUUAUAUAUGUGAAAAAAUUUUAAUAUCUAGUUAAUGAAAAUACAUAGUAUGCUGGUCAAUGCUAACUAUUCUUGGUACAUUUUUAAUUUUAAAAGUUUUGUAUCCAUCUUCAUUAUUCAAUGCUCAUGGUCAUAUCUUUAUUUUUCUUUAAUAUUUUUAAGCUCCUGUUAUUGGGAAAAUGAUCAGCUAAUAUGGACAUUGUGUUUAAUCUUGGCAUACCUCUGGUUUGGUGGCUCACAAAAAUGUAAUCCAUGUUGAAUAACCUUGAAAUUUACUUUGUUGUUGUAAAGCCUUAGGAUAGCCCCAAAGAAGUUUUUAGGGUGUGAGCCAUUUCUAGGGUUGUGGUCAUUCGUUACUGAAGAUGAUAAAUAUCAAAAUGGAAGUUCCCCUGAGACUAUUGCCAUGCUUUCCAUUAAGGUGACAUAAUUUUAAGAAUUGUUUAAUGCAACACUCAGCAAAUGUCACAGGUUGCCCCCCGCCACCCUAAUGCCUCUGUGUCUCGGGACAUCAGUAUUAACAGCAUGAAAGAUCAGAAUGGAGAUACGUGUAUAACUUCCUCCAGUUUCACCUCGCGUUUGCAUCGUGAGCUUUUCUGGAUUGAGGCACAGGAUCACUUGUUAGAAUGUCAAGCUUGUGUAUGUAAUAGAAUGGGCUCCAUAUUUUACUAUAAGGCAUUUAAUAAACUUGGUU